Molecule: messenger RNA, 1215 nt
Organism: Astrephomene gubernaculifera
Lineage: Eukaryota; Viridiplantae; Chlorophyta; Chlorophyceae; Chlamydomonadales; Astrephomenaceae
Source: the annotation of a GenBank genome assembly
GGCGCCGCUGCUGCUGCUGUAGGCGCUGCAGGCGCUCCAGGCAGCAGCAACACCACCAAUGCUGCGGUGGCCGGAGGUGCGGUGGCCGGCGCAACGGGCCCCGAGCUGCCCUCCCCGCUGGCUGGCCCGGAGAUGUCGCGGCUGUGGCGGGCGGAGCUGGGCGAGUUGCGGGGGCGCUGCCAGCUGCCGCGGACCACCAUUGGGGUGGUGGGCAACACGGGGGCAGGCAAGUCCAGUCUGCUGAACGCGCUGCUGGGUGAGGAGGACAUCCUGCCCACCAACGGCAUGCGCGCCUCCACGGGCUGCCCCAUCGAGGUGUCGUACAACCCCUCGCCCGCCUACCAGGCAGCCGUGGAGUUCCUGAGCAAGGAGGAGUGGCUGCCCUACCUGGAGCGACUGGUAGAGGACCUGCGCGGGGAGGACGGCACGCUGCGGGUCAGCACCGCGGGGGAGUGCAACACGCGCUCGGAGGCGGGGGCGGCGCAGGCGAUGUUGGAGGCGGUGUACGGCAGGGAGGCCAUCCGGCGUCCGGGCCUUACGUUGGAGCGGCUGCGGGCGGCCCGCAGCGCCGUGACCGCCCUGCUGGGAAGCACCCUGCAGAUCCGGCAGCAUGACAGGAGGGCUUUCAGGCGUGAGAUCGGGCGCUACGUGGACUCGCACAACCAGGCGGACAGCGCGCAGGCCUGGCCGCUGGUCAAGGUCUGCAGGAUACAACACAACUGGAAGCUUCUUUCCGCGGGUGCAGUGCUGGUUGACCUGCCCGGCGUGCGCGAUGCCAACGAGGCGCGCGGGGCGGUGGCGGAGGCCUACAUGCGCAAGCUGAAUGCGGUGUGGGUGGUGGCCGCCAUCACACGGGCGGUGGACGACAAGACGGCAAAGGACUUGUUGGGCAGCAGCUUCCGGCGGCGGCUGAUGAUGGACGGUCAGCUGGACAACAUCACCUUUGUGUGCACCAAGACGGAUGACAUUGACUGGACUGAGACGCUGCGCGACCUGGGGGCGGAGGAGGUGUGUGCCCGCAGCCACACCGACCCACGGGUCUUUGCGGCGCUGGAGGCCAGGCUGGAGUCGCUGCGGCAGGAGGAGAAGGCGGCGAAGAAGGCCAAGGCAGCCACCACUCGCAAGGUGGGCAGCACCCAGCGGUGCUGCGAGAAGGCGCUGCGGGAGGCGCGGCUGCUUGAGCGCUGCGUGCGGGACAGUUGCCGUACUGCGGAG